AUGACUACACUCACGUGCAGUGCACAAGAUAAUCUGAGUAGGUACAUUCAAUCAGUGCUUAUGCUACAGAUUCGCGAUAUUUUAUGGCCUAUAUUCGAACAUGCUUUCAAAUUGAAGAUAAAAAAUCUUAUUUUAUUCGAAAAUCAUGAGAGCGUGCUUUUUCUGAUAAUUUUAACUGGAUCAUCAUUGUAA
Molecule: messenger RNA, 192 nt
Organism: Clunio marinus
Lineage: Eukaryota; Metazoa; Arthropoda; Insecta; Diptera; Chironomidae
Source: the annotation of a GenBank genome assembly